AUGAAUUUAGAUUUAAUUAUUCCUUUGAAUAAGAAUAAUCGUGAAAGUUUAUUCUUUAUUUCUAAUGGUGAUAAUAAUUUGGCAGUCCCUGGUGCUACUGAUUUGACUGCUUCUCCAAUUCAUGUUCCUACUUUCGUAUAUGAUACUGCAGUUUCGACUAAAAGUGUUACUGCCAUUGUUUAUAUGGUUCCAAAUCAACCAAUGAGUUAUAAUUCAGAUCCUACUCAUGCUACUCGUGUGGAAGAUGCUAUUAUUGGUUAUGGAUGGAAUCGUUUCUUACAAAACACUACCAAGGCCAAUCUCUUGUAUGUCACUCAACUGCCACAAGUCAAGGGAAAUAAGAUGGCAAUGGAUACUGUUGUUUCCUUUGUUAAGAAACAAACCAAUCACGUCAUUGAAAAUUUUACAGUCAGUGGUGCUUCAAAGAGACACUAA
Messenger RNA from Naegleria gruberi, 435 nucleotides. RefSeq lists its product as uncharacterized. NCBI's taxonomy places the organism in Eukaryota, Heterolobosea, Eutetramitea, Acrasida, Naegleriidae. The coding region runs from base 1 to 435 and encodes 144 amino acids. The record is from RefSeq and is a predicted model, not a curated record. The transcript has a single exon.